CCCCAUAACUGCACUGCAUAAUCCGUGUUUUCAUUUCGUGUGGGGCAAUGGAACAUCGCGACGAACCAGUGGAUCAAGGCCAGUGAUACUAUCGUUCGAAGAACUUCCUUCGUCUGCAGUGGAAAGCGUUCUGCAGCCAUUAAAAGUGCGCAACCGAUAGGAAGGAUCUGCAAAGCAGCUGCCAAAGCAGACCACUACCAGCAGUCAGGCAGACAGAUAGGCAGUUCUUUUUGUUGUUGGUCGAUUGGUAAUUGUCGAUCGGUGCUAGAGAAGGGCAGAGAGAAGGGCAACCUUUUCACCCUGUAGGGCCGUGGUUAUUACGUAUUAUUACAGUCUGCAUCGUGACGCCAGGCGGAGAGAAACUUACGACCGAAAAAGGACCCCGGGCAGUGCAUGAAAUAAGAGGAAAAAAUGUCUAAUGUGCGUGCGUGUUAAUCGUAUGCAAACGCAUGCAUACGAAGUGCAUCCAGUGCACGGUUCGUGUCGAAGAUGAUGUGCGCUGUUGCUGCUCGUAAGCGAUGCAAGGUGCAGUUCAAUGUGUAGCAUCGAAUGUGUGUGGUUCGCCUCCUCCCGGACCGACGUGUGAUACGCAUCAAGGGUUGCUUUGAUGAGGGCAGCCGAAUAAGCUGCUGGGACAUACACCGUGUCUGAAAGAUUGUUGGAAAGAAUGGAUCACUGCGGCUACCGUGGGUGCGGAAUCUCUUUGUUUGCAUACACCGCUUUUGUUUACAUUGCGAAGAGUUGAAAGGUGUACGAACGGUGCCGUGCCUUUGCCCGCCACGGAGAAUUCUCGGUCAAGAACGGACCGAGUACAACGCGAAGGUGUGAUCGUCGAGAGCUGCUGUUCGCUUCAAACAAAAGCGCCACUGCCUGCUUGAGCUAGAUUGCACCACAUAAAGCGCUGCAUCAAAGCUACCUUUUUUGUGCUACCGAUCUAAGAAGCCCUUUGAACAGCCCAGCACACACGCUACCAUGAUGGCCGAUUUCGACGCAAUCUACGAGGAGCAGGAGCUCUCGGAGGAAAACCUUGAGGAAGCGCACGUGCAGAUGGUUCCGGAUCCGAUUGUGAUCCGUGGGGCAGGCAAUAUGACAGUGUUUGGCUUAAGCAAUCGAUUCAACGUGCAAUUUCCAGCCGGUCUGGUAUCGCGCGUCGCACCGGAAGAGUUCAAAGCGACAGUGCUGCGGAUCAAUGCCGUGCUAAAAAAGACGCUACCCGUCAACGUGAAGUGGCUGUUCUGUGGCUGCGUUUGCUGCUGCUGCACAUUAGGAUGUUCUCUAUGGCCUGUGAUAUGUUUAAGUAAGAGGACGCAGCAUACGCUUAACAAACUGCUCGAGUGGGAAAACAGUCACCUUUAUCACAAGCUCGGACUGCACUGGCGCCUCAGCAAACAGCAGUGCGAUUCGAAUUCGAUGAUGGAGUACGUGCUACUAAUAGAAUUCAUACCGAAAACGCCAAUCUACCGGCCCGACUAAGCCGAUGUGGGAUGCGCUGGAUGUGGGAAGGACGGCCUUCAGUUCGAUUCCUUUUACCAUUGGGUGUAGAGUUGGUGUGUAGACAGGAGCAAAACAAGCAAACCCGGUAACCGAAAUGCGGAGGAAGAUAGGCAUAGCGCCGGGAAUGCUCGUUUGGUUUCCGGUUGGUAAUGAUCUAAUUAUCGAUAGCGUCUAAUUUACGAUAGUAAAAAUAUAAUAUAUUUUACAUACACACUCGCUAACAACACCCCAUCGCUGCACGAUCCUUUGAGUCAACACAAACAGACGCAGAUUUCGUGUAAACCUUCUUAGUCAAUCAUAUCCAUUGGAUCGUACGGAAGCGUAUCCUUUACGUGUGUCUUUCGUGCUUCGCUACACACGUACGCUUUUUGUUUAACUGGUUCUAUUUUAAUGAGUUUUAGUAACGACAGUAAUAGUGUAAGAUCAAACCAUCAAGCGCAUCAGGCUGAUCAGGCCGCGUGUAACAAAUUUGCACACACAGAGAAAAGAUCGUAAUAGGGAUAAUAAUAACUACAUUAAUGAUAACAAAAAAGAACGUUUAGCGUUUGUAUAGUGUAUAGUGAGUUUUGUGAGUAGUAGGCAGCCCCGGACAUAUGCGACGAAUUCGGAUACAGCUGUUAUUGGGUUUUGGAAAAGAUUGUGUUUUAGGAAGAAGCUGAAAACAGUACGAGUAUUAGCCAAAUUAGUGAAUGCGCAAGACGUUUGUGGAGCGAAAUCCCCGAGAAUAGAUACGCGUUGAAGACCCCGCCGUUCUUUCGUAGCAAAGGGCUUGCGAGUCCGGUCUAGUUGAUCAGAAAUGGCAGUCAUGACUUGGAUAGUGGGUCGCUGCGCUAAGAGGAUGAUUUAGACUUUCAGGCAGAAGGCAGUUUAGUUACCGUUUUCGUGACACGGCAUACAAUACAAAAGAGGGCCACCCUCCGUCAAUCGCAUGUGCCAUCUGCAGUAGGACGGCACUACUUUACGUGAUUUCGAACUUCUGCUUUCUUUAGCUUGCUGUUAUCUGUACCAGAGUUUGAUUUUAGCGAUCUGUUCCACAAAAAUGCUAUGUGAAAAAUCGUUUUCGUUGUGCCUAAAAACGCGUUACGUUAAUACACUUUCCUUAAGGGCCAAAAAAAGAACGAUGUACAGUUUAGAAUAUCACCUCACACGGGCGGAAAGACAGAAGACAGCUUUUUUUUCUUGAUAGUACGCAGUUGCCCGGCCGUCAAUAGCAGGCGUACGUGUACCGGGGAAAAGGUGUUGGAUCGUCACCAAUUCGAAUUCGACGAACAAACGAGUGCGCCUACACGAAUGUACUAGCGCCACACAAGUGAAACAGGUUGAACCGGGAAGAAAAUUAGUGUUAGGCUUUUUAUACAGCAUAGUGUUUACGAGCGAACCCGGAGGACACGAGGUAAUGGAAACUCUAUUAUAUCCCUUCAUCUGCGCUGGGACGAUUGUUAUUUCAUCGAGAAACUGAGUGGACGGGAGGAAAGGCUGAAGCAGUACAAUGCAGUUACAAAACCGUGCGGAAUAAAAUGUUUCGAAAA
Molecule: messenger RNA, 3023 nt
Organism: Anopheles moucheti
Lineage: Eukaryota; Metazoa; Arthropoda; Insecta; Diptera; Culicidae
Product: cysteine-rich hydrophobic domain-containing protein 2
Exons: 3
Coding region: 973-1473 (166 amino acids)
Source: RefSeq, a predicted model, not a curated record